This is a messenger RNA of Ylistrum balloti, 7317 nucleotides long. Its product is annotated as tyrosine-protein kinase SRK2-like. Bases 316 to 2079 code for a protein of 587 amino acids. Gene Ontology annotation, cellular component: extrinsic component of cytoplasmic side of plasma membrane. The transcript is spliced from 10 exons. Gene Ontology annotation, biological process: protein phosphorylation; cell differentiation; innate immune response. Lineage: Eukaryota; Metazoa; Mollusca; Bivalvia; Pectinida; Pectinidae. Gene Ontology annotation, molecular function: metal ion binding; ATP binding; non-membrane spanning protein tyrosine kinase activity. The record is from RefSeq and is a predicted model, not a curated record.
GAAUUCAACUGUAUAUGUAAUUUAGUUCAUUGGCACUAUACAAACCCAGAGGCAAUCACGUGACGACGAGUUUGGUGCCAAAUAAAAAGUGCAACAGUUCCUUCGGAUGUUUUCCCUGACAAUCACCAAGAAGAGUAAUUAAUCAAGACAAUAAAAGUGUGCAGAUGAAACAAAAGAUGUGCAGUGAAAGUGCAUCUGAUCCGUAACAGGUUCACUGUGGGAUUGUGUGAGGAAGUGUAGUUUACCCUUAGGGAGUGUGACGUGAAUUGUGCUGAUAAAUAUUCUUCAAGUGAGGUUACCACAAUACAAUGCGGUAUGUUUAAUAAGAACCGGACCUUCCCCUCGUGUGGAUCCAUCGCCACCAUGUGCGGCGACAAAAAACGACCGAACAGCAUGCGUGUGUUUGCGGCCUUCACCUCAGUUCCCGGAAACAUGAACAACUUCCGGUCGGAGAAACGCCGUCCAAAUAGCUGUUCAGAAUGGCUAACUAUGGCGAGAUCAACGAACAGAGCAAGCUUAAAAGAAAAACUUCAAGAAGAAUUUCUGUCGUGCAAAAUUUGCCUGGAGCCUUUUAUUAAGCCCAAGGCUUUGCCCUGUUUGCAUAGUUUCUGUGAGCACUGCUUAAGGGACUAUGUUCGCCGGCACCCAGGAGAGAAGCCGGGACACUUUCCCUGCCCCAUGUGCCGUAAGGACACACCUAUACCUCUUGGAGGAAUUUGUGACUUUCAGGACAACUUCUUGUUGUUGAGUUUGUCAGAUACACUUGAUGAAGAAAACAAUGACGACAAUACUGAACACUGGAAUAACAUCACUAAUUCGCCAUCAAGUGGAUUUUUAAGUGUUAACCAGAACCACCAGGUGUCGCCACCAAGGACAUUAGCGCCACCUACCCCACAAGAAACAUUUCUAAGGGGACUAGAUUGGUAUUUUGGUAAAGUUAGUCGACAUGCUUCUGAGGAUUGGCUUCUCUCCCCGGGAUACCCUAAAGGAACAUUCCUUGUCAGACAAGGCGAGGCUGCCCCUGACACCUUUACUCUUUCUGUACGUGACUGUGAUGAACUGCGUGGCUAUUUAGUGAAACAUUACAAAAUCUACACCCAGAGGUCUAAUGAUAUACGGGGCGAGGAUUAUUACUUUAUUACUCCCAAGAGGAUGUUUAGUUCACUGAGUGACCUUGUUAGUCAUUACUCAGACUCAGCAGAUGGGUUAUGUUGUAAGCUAGCUCAAACCUGCAUUAAACCCAGAUCACUCCUGUGGGCCUUCGAAAGAGGAAAACAAGAUGACUAUGCUACUGCACGAGAAUCAAUUUUACUGAUAAAAAAACUAGGAAGUGGCCAGUUUGGAGAAGUAUGGUUAGGUACAUGGCACAGCAGUCGACAGGUGGCAAUUAAGAUGCAGAAAAAGGAUGCUGUUUCCACGGCAGCCUUUCUGGACGAGGGGCAGAUCCUCAAGACGCUUGAGCACCCUAAUAUCAUUAAACUUCUAGGAAUCUCAAAUGAGGCAGAGCCUAUAUACCUUAUCACAGAAUACAUGUUGAAUGGCCGCCUGUCCAUGCACCUACGUGAAGGACAAGGUCGUGACCUUGGGGUCACACAGCUUCUGUGGAUAGCCACACAGAUUGCGGAAGGAAUGACGUACAUGGAGAAAGAGAAAUUUGUUCAUCGGAAUCUUGGCGCCAGAAACAUACUAGUGGGAGACAUGAAUGUGGUAAAAAUUGCUGGAUUUGGGAUGACCAAACUGGUGGAUGACCCUGAUUUCAACUUCAGGAGAGGACUAAAAAUGGCCAUCAAAUGGAUGGCACCUGAGGUCCUCAUGUGCAACAAAUACAGCACAAAAGCUGAUGUGUGGUCCUUUGGAAUAGUGCUAAUUGAAAUAUUCUCCUACGGCAAGGAGCCAUACGAAGGUUUGGGAAGUAAAGAAGCCUUUGACAAUGUGCAGCAUGGCUAUCGAAUACCUCGUCCUGAAGCAUGCCCUCCUGCGGUGUAUGAUGUCAUAUUACAGUGUUGGAAUGCAAACCCUCCUUCGCGACCUUCAUUUGACUUUUUGAACACUUUUUUACAUGACGCACAGUCCUCAUGACCUGAAGAUACAGCCUUGUGAGGAGUAAACAGUGUUUUGAGCAAAAACAGGGCAUUUUCAUCUUGUGCUACAUAUUCUAAAAAUGUCAGAGGUUUCAGAGCAAACAAAGACUGACUACACAGGCAGAUGAUCUUUUAAAAAACUUUAGAGACCACUGGAAAUGGUUACGUGUGCAGGACUUCUUCAGAUCUUAACUGAAAAGUGAUGAUUGUUCAUGGCAUGAAGGCAGUUAAACUACACAAACAGAUUUCAAAGUGCAAUGGAUUAAUCUCUUAAUGACAAUGCUUUAAGUUUGUUAUACUUCUGAGUAUAUCAGUGGAGUAAAACUUGUGUUCAGACAAACUCUUGUUAUAUUGUACCCCAGGGUUUGGAUAUUCAUAAUAACUGUAUAUCAUUUACCCAUUUCACUAAAUAUAAUUUCAUCUAUGUUGCCAUAACAUACCUUUGGUCUGAUCUUGUGAAAAACCUGUAAAUAUUUUGUCAAAAAUCUUGAAAGUGAUUGAUUUCUUCUUAUCAGAAGGUAUUAUGCAAACUAUUUUCAAAUCUAAUAUUUUUUUUUUUUUUUUUAAAGAAUUUUCAUGUUGGUUUUUAUUGCACUUGUUUGACCCAGCGACAUGACGAAUGUGAAUCUCGUACAUAUUGUAGCAUUGACACUUCAGUUUUACACUUCAGAUCCAUAAUAGUAAGGUCAAAUGAAAGGCAUCAUGUUUUGUAUAAGAUGGUCUUUAACUUCACAUGAUACAGGGUUAUACUGGGUAUUGUAGAUUAAGUGUUUUUACAUGUAUAAGGUACCUAACAUAUACCUCUGCUGGCUUUGUGAAGCCGACUGGGCAAUUUUUUACCAUUCAUACACUUUUAUUUUAAAAUAUAUGACAUACUUAUCGAAUGACCUGUUUACAAUCAGAUUGAUAUGGUUUUGUUUCACAAUUUUAGAAUUCCUAUUUCGCUCUUGAGCCAAUCCAUUUGAGACUGUUUUAUUGCAACAAAAUGACCUUUAUAAUUAGGUUUAAAAAUAGCAAAAGGUCAAAGCCAGUGUGUUAUUUUUCAUUUCUUUCAAAUUUUCCGAAUGUUGUUUCUUCAUGAAUUCUGUUGUACCUAAAUAUCAUAGUUUGUUGUAGAUCAAUAUGUAGUUGUGAGUCUUCAUUAACAUGGUUGGUCCAUUUGGUCUAAAUUAAUUCCUGUAUGCCUUAUUGCAGAAUUGGGUAAUUCAAAUUGGUUAGUAUUUCAUGACAAAUUAUCUUAUAUUAAUCAAUAUAUUUAUUCAAUUAUAAAAGGAAAAAACCUGGUAUUUAUUGUUGUCAUAUUCUUCAAAUUUUUACAAAACAUCGGUGGUAUGAAUUAUUUGAAUACAUGAAAUGAAGUUCAGAAAAAUAUUUUUCUCACUUUUUAUGGAAACAAGAAAACUUACAUGAAUUUGAUGCAAUAAGUCUGAAUGAAAUACCAUUAGAAUAUGUGAGGUGAAUAAUUUUAUUGCACACACUGAAGAUUUUUUAGUGUUUAAUUUUAACGUCCAGUCUCGUUUAAUAAGUAAUGAAAUGGAGGAUUUGAUAUCUGUCUCCGUGCUAAACGUUGUUAACUUUGCUGCCAGUGUUUUUGUUUUUUUUUCAUUACUUUGUUGAAAUUAAAUCCAUCCGAAUGUGUUCAUGAAUAGUGGUAUCCUCAGAUCUGUUGAUUUCACUACUUACAUCAGAUUUUCACAUACAUUGGGUUUACAGACAUUACUACACUAUAAUUGGUUCUAAUUGGUUCAAACAUGCUACCAACAGAGCCUGGUGAAGUUAUGAAAUUGGCAUCUUUGCUAGAUGUACAGAAAUUUUUGUAUUGAAUUAAGUCCUCCUGUUGGAGAUGUAGUGGCUCCACAGCCUUUGUACUAGACCUAUAAAGCUAGUUUUGCCCCAGUUGAUGAGCCUAGGACCAUUUGCCAUUAUGGACAGUGUUCCUGUAUCUGUUCAUGUAUGUUAAAAUUGUAGUUAUAUAUUUUUUUGUACAAAUGUAAAUAUGAACGUGAAACCCACCCAAUCUUUUUUAUUUUUUAAUUUUCUUAAUUCCUAUGUUAUUCUUCAUUUUGACAAGGUGUACAAUUAAUAGUGUAAAUUAAUUAAUUUUUAACGGGUUUGCCUCAAUUUGGGAUCAAAUUUACCAUAAUAACUGUAUGAUCAUAUAAGAACUCUCCACAUACCGCCCCAAGUUUUAAUGAACAUUUUCUUGAAUGGUCGUUAAUAAUGUUCCCGAAUGUUUCUCCUAUUUUUUCCUUGAGAAAUCUGCAUUCUACAUUUUAAAUGAAGCAUUUGAUUUCAAAGUUGGUUAAUAUCCCACAAAGAAAUGUAGGAAAGUGUUUCAGAAAGUACAAUGAAUGACCCCUUAUAUAUGUUUUGUUGGUGGUUCAAAAGCACUAGUUACAGUCGCUGUAAAUAAUAUACAGACUUGUAAACAAGAUUGAUAGUCUUUCAUCAGAAUUUUUUUUUUAAAUGCACCAGAAGUAACUAAUUAACAUACGGAUAUGCUCAUGAAACCAUUUUCCUUCUCUUUUUUUUUCUUCUUCAGUUUUACGAAUAUGAAAAUGGUACAUGUAUUUUUAAUGAUAAAUUCAACAUAAUAUCAAACAAAAAGAUGUUUCUAAAUGAGUUUGUUUAAAGUUUCUCAUACAGAUGAACUUGUAAUGAAAGACUAACUUAAGAGAUUACAUUCCAACUGUCUACAAUAUCUAAGAUAAAAGGUAAUGGAAAAUACUAAGCCAACACUUCAAUCUUAUUGACUUGGUUGAUGAAAGAUUUAAGAAAUUCAUAGGAAAGUGAUAAUUAUUGCACGUGACAUGAGACAACAAUAUCUGUUAAUGAAUUGCAAUAUACUGCGACACAAAAAUGCUCGAAGUUUCCUUGUUGAUGGUUGAUGUCUGACCGUUUACACGGAACUUAGAUAUUGACUGCAAUCAAUUGAUUAGUAAUCAGAGGUACACACACAUGGUUAAAAAUGCUCUGACUAAAUUGGCAGACCUUUAAAGCUCGACCCCUGGAAAUAAUUCUUCAAAAGUAAACAAAUUAAUUUUAUUCUUCAAAAAAUAAAAAAUUUCCUGUGGUCUUAACAUUUGUGAGUGUUGAAGGUGCUAGAGUCCUAUUUGAUACAGAUGUGUUUUUAUAUAUAUAUAUUUACAGAGAUGUUUCAGAGUCUCUUUUUAUUUUGGACAAUUAAACUUUGACUGUUUAUUAAAGUCUAAGGCAUGUUUCCGUAUAUUUAAGCUUUAAGAUAAAUGCUCUGAAAAAGUAACUGCAGUUUAAUCACAUUUUGUUGUUUGAAACAUGAAGAAUACAGAAGAUUGACAUCACUGUAUUUUGUAUUUAUAAUUUUACAACAUGACAGUUUUAUAUAAAAUUCAAUAUAUGCAUUCUUAAUCAGCAAUAAAAAGUUCUCUGAUUGAUACUUUUCAUUCACUAAAACAUUUUUUUUCACGAUCUUUGAUUUAUGCAUUUCAGUGUUUACUAUAUUAAUACCAUUUAUAAUGGAGAAGUUGAUCAUAUCUAGGGUUUUCAUUGAGUAUCAUGUGCUACUGUGCUGCCCCAUAAAUAUUCACAAAUGAUUGUAUAUAUAUAUGAAGUAUAAUCUUUAUAAUUUAUGAUAAAAUCCUUAUAAUCACCUCGUUCAUGUACUAUAAUCUACAUUGUCACGUCACAGACUUGUAUUUAAGGGGAAAAAACCUGAUUAAGUGUUAACAAUGUUGGAAGCUAUUUGAAUUGAUCAAGAUAGAUAUAUUUUUCUGUGUACAUACAGAUUAUCUAUGUAAAUAUUUUAGCAGAAAGUAGUGAAUGAAAUGAAUUCUUAGAUAUGUCUGCUGUUCAGAGUUGGUUUUUCUGCUAUUUUUUUUUUUUUACACAAUUUCUGAUUCUAAGAAAUAAUCAUCAGUGCAUUUGAAUUUGUGACAGUUCCAUGCACUCGCAAACUCAUGUUGCAUUUCUUUCUGCUUUGGUGUUCAUUUGAAUUUACCUCUAUAUUCUGACACAUGACUGCACAACAAGCCUUCCAUCAGGGAAGUUUCACUAGUUUUGGUACCAAAACCAUGGCCUGGAUUUUCUUUUACAAUUAGUGAAAAUUUUUAUUUCACACUGGAUGAGAAUACUUUUUGGCUACUAGAAUUUUGAAAAAUAUUCUUAAAUGUGUGCAUGUAAUGCAGAAUUGUUUUCUUAUUCACUGCUUUAUUAAACAAAAUUGCACCAAAACUAUUUUCUUAGAGAUACAUGCUGUAUCAGGGCUAUCUCCAGAACAAGACUAAAAUACAGUUUUGUUACCACAAAUAUGCAGUAAUUCAUCGAGAAAUUAACUUAGUUUAUAAACUUUUGACUUUCUUUACAAUUUGCACAGAUAAUGCAGAACUGUUGAUCUGUUGAUUUAAAAAUAUUUGUUUGCAUAUAAAUUAAUCUCAGCUCUUGUGUCACUGAUUGAUACAGGGAAAGACCUACCAUAUAUAUAUAAAAAAAUUUGCACGGUAUAGAGACGUUACAACUAUUCCACAGUAUGUUAAUAAAAAUUUCAUAUAUUAUUUUACUGUUUGAUUAACAGACCAGAUGACAGAAUUGAUAGAUAUUCUCGAUGCCACAAAUAUUUGUAUUUCAAUAGAGAGUAGACUACAUUCCUUCACUGAAUAAUCAAUGCAUGUUCAAUCAUAAAAUCAGAGUUUUAGAACAGAUUUUGCUUACAGUUGCUAUUCGCAGCUUUUGUUACGCUUUAUUUUAUCAGUCAUCCAGUUUACAAAUAUGUAUGUAAUGGUUGUGUGAACAACGUGAUCGUUCAUAUAUAUAUAUAUAUAUAUUUACCAGGUGUUCUUUUGUAAAAUCAUCAUAGUUCAUUUUUAUUCAGUAUUGAUUCAAUAUUUCAUUAAACAAAGCACCUUCAUCAUACAAUGUUCAUUGUACAGAGACUUCACAAAGGGAAAUAACUAUUGAAUGUAUUUUUGUCACAAACUUUGGUCAUGGCGAUCCUAGCUCGUGCUAAAUAUGUUGAAAUUAUUAUUACUAUACCUAUCAUUAUAUCCACCUUUGUCCGGUUCUUGGUUGCAUACUUAAGUCUUGCUGCAAAAGGUUAAUUGUGCCAUUUUUGUAGUGCUGAUCUACCAAUGAAAAUGCUCAUUACAUAAAUAUUGGGGAAUGCUUGUAUUGGUCAGUAACAAUUGAUUUGAUUGGAGCAGAGUGUUUACAAUUCAUUGCUCUGUGUGGAACAGAACGAAAAUAAAUAUGUUGAAAAAAAGUC